This is a messenger RNA of Exaiptasia diaphana, 4328 nucleotides long. Its product is annotated as coiled-coil domain-containing protein 14. Gene Ontology annotation, cellular component: centriolar satellite. NCBI's taxonomy places the organism in Eukaryota, Metazoa, Cnidaria, Anthozoa, Actiniaria, Aiptasiidae. The record is from RefSeq and is a predicted model, not a curated record. Gene Ontology annotation, biological process: protein localization to centrosome.
CCCUCCAAAGCAUCYCUUGUUGCAAGGGGACUUGCUGCUAAGCCACUCAAAGGGAAAAGAGUUGYUAGAGGCAAGAAGGUUCCUGAUAACAAGCCAGGUUAUUCCCUAUACUCUACUGAUUCAGAGGAUCAGGCUUCUAGUGUUGGACGAGGUCUUGACAGAUGUGCAGCGCUACUUACAAACAUCCUAGACAGCAAUACUAAAGGUAAUAAAAGAAAAAAUAAUACUGAAAAUAAGSCAAUUACAAGAGAGAAGUUAAAAUCUACUACCUCUGCAAAAACAUUACAAUCAAAAAUAAAUGCAACUGGCAGCGUUGCUAAACCUAUAGUAAUCCCAACUGCRUCACAUAAGGAUCAAGGCCCAUCAACUUUGUAUAAUGAACGUUUAGUCGCUUCAACUCCAUUGCUAAACUCUGAGGAAAGAAAGAAGCAACAAAAUCUUUUAGAAAGAGAGCAAGAAUUAACACGUCAGCUGCAACAACUUCAACAACACUACGAACUGCUACAGAGACAAAAAAGCCCGGAAAUUCAGGAACAGCAAAAGCGUACUUUACAAGACUCCAUGUUGCAUGAGUUAGAUGGGUAUCACCAAAAUGAAGAUAAUAUGAUUGCGAGACAAAGGUCACCUUCUAGGGAUACCCCAACAGCAAGGAGAAGUCUAGAUUACAAUCAUGAAAAAAACAGUUCAAGUGAAGAUAGCCCAGAACACAACACCAGUUUCUCCUCAACCCUGAAGUCUACAUCAAGACAAGAUACUGGARUUAAGAAACAUGUUAGAGUUGUGUCACCUGAUGUGAGCGAGCGAUACCACCCCAGGACAGACAGUCGUGCAUCUCCAACAAGAAAUAAACCUGUUACAAACAAGAAUAAAGAUAGUUUUUCACCCACUGCAGCAAGACAUGAAGUCAGUACUUUACAGUACCUUAUGAGAGAAUUGAGAGAAGUUUUAGGGAACCAGAGUGACUUGGAGGUCAAUCGUUUGAUGAUGGAGAUAGAUCAUACCUGUAGUUUACUUCCAUACUUGAUUCCAUCAAAUCCACAAAACCURAAAGAAGACGAGGAUAUGAACAGCAAACGACUUAGAGUAGAAAAUUCAUUCUUAAAAAGGAAAUUGCAAAGUGCUGAAGAAACAGCUCAGCACCAAGAACAGGCCAUUCAGAACUUUCAACAGCUACAGAGUGGCCAAGCAAGUGUAACAUUUGAACUAGCAAGCUGCAGGUCAGAAAAUGCUUCGCUUCAAAAACAACUGAGAGAAGAGAAACAAGAAAAUGAAAAACUCCACAAGGAGUUACGGAAACUCGAAAAAGUUAUCGAAAAUUUAAGAGAAGAGAAAAAGAAGUUCAUCCAUAUCCUUGAAAAUAAGGAACAAAGUCAUUCUAAAAACAGACGAUCAUCUCAACUGGAAACACUUAGACUAUCAAAUGAAAUACAACAGCUCAAAGCCGAAGUGCAAGCAGGAAAGCUUUCAAUAGAAGCAGCCAGGAAAGAAGCGGUCAUUGUCAAUCUAAGCUUAAAGCAAAAAGACGCAGAGAUUGAGAGRCUAAAUGAACUUACCAAAGCUCUUAAUCAWACCAUGAGACGAGCGCUUGGUGACAUCCAGGAAUAUACACCGAACGGAAUAAAUGGUGCCAUAACGGCGUCCACAAAAGAUCUUGACACCGYGAAUCACCUCAGUGAUGUUCCGCGGUUAAAAGAACCUUGGUUUGGUGCUAAGCAACGAAGUAACAGUGUUAUKAGUGAUACCGAURUAAAAGGACUGGAUGCGCUUCAAGAUUUUCGACUUUCUUCAUUAUUUGAAGCAAGUGUUAAUAAGUCAYCRAUGAUUGAACGUCGCAAUUCAUUUGGUUCAGUUCAGAAAGAYAUUCGUCGACRACGUACMUCACCUUACAUCAACGGAASUGACGUCAAAUCACCUAAUAUGUCUAUGGAAGAUCCCGUAUAUUUYAGUCCCAAGGCGUCUUUGGGCGAGGGAGUCUGGAGAGAGGACAGAUUUACAAGUCCCAAAUCUAAUGAUAAAAACUUGGAAUUGUCGUCGUUUUCCUCUGGAGACGAGGAAGAUUUUCAACGCGAUUUAGCUAGUUUAGAUGCUGAUAUUGCUAGGAUUCAGAGAAGUYUACGAGAAACUGCACAAAGAAGUGAUUUAUAAAUUAUUGUAGAUUGUAGAAGAAGUUGAUGUCAUUGGACGAGAAAUACUCUAUUUUAUCGCGCCACUUUGCUGUACGGCGUUGUCCUCGUAGGCUCAGUUCUCAAACACACUCAAUACAACUUGAACUAAGCCUUGAAUCAUCUARUGACACUUAGCAAAUAAACCAUAUUUUUUAAUACAACAAAGUUCUGCUUGGACCAACUAUGCAUAAUAGACGAAACAUUGCUAUAUUUUUCUACUCAUUUCAUAUCUGUGAUCUCAUCGGUGAGUACUAAGCGUGCGCAAAUGAUAGUGAUGGACAGAGUUGUUCAAAGGCUGAUUAGCGUUAAUCCAGGGUUAACUUUAGAGGUAUUUUAACUAGAGGUAAUCGACCUUUGAACAGCGGUACCCGACAAAAUCCAAAAUGACGCAAUUAUUCAAAAACAAAGAAAARUGGAUUCUAUAGGAGGAAGGUGACGUUACUAACACAAGACUAAACUAAAGUGUUUUCAAGGAUGAUUGGCUUUGUUUUGCUGCUGUCGUCUAUYACUUUGUUUGAUGACAUCGAUACGAUUAAAGCAUUCCCUACUAAAAGUAAGAGCUUGAUCAGCAGUCUUGAYAGAGACAGAGAUAAAAAAGGCUUGGGAAAGCGAAGUGGAAUGUAUGAAAAAAUAGAAAUGGUGUCCCAGCCUUCCACCGUACCCACAWUGCCCAUCUCUACAGAACAGUUAGAAAAUUUAAUUCAAAGAUAUAUCGAGUCAUUAAAGAAUACAAAUUCAAAUGAUAAGGACAACAGCAACAAUACUUCAAAUGCAGACCAAGGACAAAACUCUAAGCUAAAUCUUACUCGUCCCGAACCGUUUUCAAAACCUACUCCCAUUCCACCAAUAGSAGACGAGUUACUGACGUCAACACCAAGUCAAUCAAUCCAGCCAAUCGAAAGCUCUAUAGAAAAGCAGCAGUCAUUUGGACCAAUCAAAGRGCAGCUUAUUGAUACAGAGAAUAUAUCUGGAAUUGAAGAUAUCCCCAAAAUCUCUGGGAUUGAUUCAAUGGAUGAUAUCUUUAAAAAUGACUCCAUACACAAAGAACUAAAGAGAUACGUAAUUUUAGCAAAAAAUAUGCGCAGAAGUGCUGGGAUCUCAGGAAAUUACAAACACAUAUCGAUAGAAAAGAAAUUCAAGUCGAGUGUAAAAAGAGSCGAACGAACAAAUGGGAAUCUUUUCAUGUCGAAAAAUGCAAACAUCCUUCGGACAAAGAACAGAGGAUAUGUUUUAAACAAUAUAGCGAAACGAGUGCCUUUGCUUGCUUUACAAGAAUCACAGAGUUUACAAGUGAAACAGCUUAUGGGAAAGAAAACCAUGGUUGUUUCUCAACCUACAACCUUCUCCACUCCCAUGAGUUUAAAGAAACGAUUUUGGAAACCAAACGCACAUAUUAAACAGAAUGAAUUUUUCAUGAUAUCACCCCGGAAACCAGGUAGAAUAUCUGAGAUUAAUGUGCGGAAAAUAAUGCUGAGGGCUAAAAAAGUUUCUAUCCCUCCGCCACCACCAUUAGAYAUGAAAGCUCUCGAACCGUUCAAGAAAGCACCAGAAAUUGAAACUAUCAGUAAAACUUCUAUCAAAAUAGAAAAUGCUCCACCAGUUGAUGGGAUCGACAAACAUUUGAUAAGUAUUGACAAUCAACAAGAAAUUCCACCGAUCACUGAUCACGUGAUCGACCACGUGGAUAUUAAACCAAUACCAAAGAUUCAAGAUAUGCCAUUGAACCCUUGAAAUAGAUAGGCCUUUAUGUUGAUCACUUUUUUGUUGCAUAGCUUUAUUAAAAAUACACUCAUAUUGAUUAUUGCAUGCUAGCAUUACCAUACACUGGAAAAAUCGCGCACUUAAAAGGUUGUACAAAUUCACAACGUUUGAAAGUAGACUAUUGCAAAUCCUUCGUUCUGAUUGGCUAUGCUACUCGGGGUCUACUUUCAAUAGUCCUCGGUUAAAGAAAAACGCCAAUAUUGAUUUUCUUUUAGAAAUAUUGUUGUCCAAAUUCGAUGUCAUAUAAGGACCAUUUUAAGACUUUUAAGUUUUAUAAUUUCACUCAAACCAGCAGCUUUCACUAGCGUGUAGUAAAUUAAUUUUCACUUUCAAACAUGCCAAGCGUGUCAAACGGGAAAAUUUAUGCGCGAAGUUUUAGCAAUAAAACAAUUUCUCCAAUGA